GUAUUUAUGUAGGCAAUUCCAAACCUAAAGACCCAAACAUUUAUUUAAAAGAAUUCGUUGACGAGCUACAAACAUUAGUUAGAGAUGGAAUGAUUUGUAGGAAUAAACACUUUAAUAUCGGAAUAAGAGCAUUUAUAAAUGAUGCACCAGCAUGGGCAUUUAUUUUAGGAGUUAAACAUCAUUCUGGAUAUUAUUGCUGCAAUAAAUGUGUUCAGAAGGGAGAAAGAUUUGAACGACGAAUUAUCUUCAAAAAAGAGCAUAAUGUGUCUACAUGUAAUGAAAGUUUUAGAAACCGCUUGUACCCAGAUCACCACAAUAUAACCGAGGAACCUGCUUUAGAAAAACUUCAAAUCGAUAUGGUAGAACAAUUUCCUUUCGAUUACAUGCACGUUGUUUGCUUAGGGGUUGUGAAAACUAUAUUAGUGGCUUGGACAAGAGUAAGAAGGCAACCUUUUUCUUUAAGGCGUGACUCUAUAAGCCUUAUAAGUGCACAAUUUUGUUCAUUAAAAAUAUUUUUUCCAAAAGAAAUCAGCCGAAAACCAAGACCACUUGAUGAUUUAGAAAGAUUCAAAGCUACAGAGCUUCGUACAUUUUUACUAUACACUGGACCAGUAGUUAUGAAAGGCUUUUUAGAUACUGCAAGAUAUAAUCAUUUCUUGGUUCUCAGCUUGGGAAUAAGACUUCUCCUUCAUGAGGAAUAUUGCAAAACCAAAAAUGGGCUUGCCGAUGCUUUGCUAAAUAAAUUUGUUGAAGAAAUACCUACACUCUAUUCAUUUACAAUGUUAUCUUUUAAUUUCCAUUGCUUAACCCAUUUAAGUAGACAGGCGUUGAAAUUUAAUUCUUUAGAAACUAUUAGCGCCUUUCCUUUUGAAAACUUUCUAGGGCAGUUGAAAGUUAUGGUUAAAAAAAGCGACUUCGUAAUAGAACAGCUAUACAAUAGAAUUGUUGAGAAAAGCUUAUUGAAUGUUUUUCAUAAAGUAGACAAAUUUAAUAACAAUGUGCCCGGUCAAAAAAUAUAUC
Molecule: messenger RNA, 1020 nt
Organism: Rhagoletis pomonella (apple maggot)
Lineage: Eukaryota; Metazoa; Arthropoda; Insecta; Diptera; Tephritidae
Source: RefSeq, a predicted model, not a curated record